This is a messenger RNA of Pungitius pungitius (ninespine stickleback), 4641 nucleotides long. RefSeq names its product CTD (carboxy-terminal domain, RNA polymerase II, polypeptide A) small phosphatase like 2b (gene ctdspl2b). Bases 358 to 1785 code for a protein of 475 amino acids. The record is from RefSeq and is a predicted model, not a curated record. NCBI's taxonomy places the organism in Eukaryota, Metazoa, Chordata, Actinopteri, Perciformes, Gasterosteidae. Gene Ontology annotation, molecular function: phosphoprotein phosphatase activity. The transcript has 13 exons.
AAUAUACACGCACAGCCCUCCGUCUCAGUCGGAGCCGGGGGACGAAAAGUGCAAGUGGAAGGUGGCCCUCUGCGCUGCAGACUGACUGGUGUUUUUCAGAGGUAGGGGGGUGUGUCUGUGUCCCAUACGGGUAUCUGGCUUGAAGAGACUGAGCAGAGGCGGGAAAUGGCGCCCGGCAACACAACGAUGAGUCGUUCCAGAGACGGCCCUUGAGUCGCUUCAGAGGAAACGGUCAGACCAGAACACGAAAACAAGCACUGCCUGCCAGAUGAGAUGAUUAAUCAGCACCGACUCGUUAUCGCUAGACGCUGCAAGAUUUUCUUUUAAUCAACAAUUUUACAUGUGACUGCUAAAACAAUGAGGCUGAGAAUGCGCAAGGCGUCUCAGCAGCCGAACCCCAGUCUGGCGAGCCGCCCGUCCCGUACCAAGCGCAGGCAUUCAGAAGUAGAAGAGGACUCGCCACCCAGUGGAGGGAGGGGCUUGUUCUCCACCAUCAAGAAGUUCAUCAGAGGAAAUGCUGUUACGGUGCCGCAAGAGAGCCCGGCAAAGAAGACGCUCCUCCACUGCGAUGUGGACGAUAACCUCAUCACCUCAACAACCCCGAACACCAACACCCCCCGCAGGACUAUCAGCAGGGCCGGCCGCAGAGGCUCCCUGAAUGGACAGGCAACUAAUCAUGACAGAAGUAAGGAGAAGCCCAAUGGCAGUGUGGAGGAGACUGCCGUUGAGGUGCCCACAAGCCCUCAAAGAACCACCCUUCUUGGGACCAUCUUUUCCCCCGUUUUCAACUUUUUCUCGCCAGCAAAAAAUGCCUCUGCUGGCUCAGACUCUCCAGACGAAGCCGUGGAGGCAGAGGAGAUAGUCAAGCAGCUGGACAUGGAGCCAGCUGUGGAGACGCCCACCAGCACAGACGCAUCCACACAGGAGCUGUGUGCGACCACCAACUUCUACUCGAGCGUAUCACAGCUACCCCCUAUGCAGCCUCCGAUCCCUGAGGUUUCUCCCGCAGUGAGGGAGGGAGAGCACUAUGCUGAUGCCGACCUUCCACCCCUCACAGCUCCGGGUUCCAGUCCAGAAAUGGCAUAUGUGGACUCUCUGCCUGCUGCCGCACCAACAGAGGCAACCUAUGAGGAAGACUGGGAAGUCUUUGACCCAUAUUUCUUCAUCAAACACGUGCCUCCACUGACAGAAGAGCAGCUCACGCGUAAGCCGGCUUUGCCACUGAAAACGCGCAGCACGCCCGAGUUCUCUCUGGUCCUUGACCUGGAUGAAACAUUGGUCCACUGCAGUUUAAACGAGCUAGAGGACGCAGCACUUACCUUUCCUGUCCUCUUCCAGGAUGUUAUUUACCAGGUGUAUGUGCGCUUGAGGCCGUUCUUUAGGGAGUUUCUGGAACGCAUGUCUCAAAUCUAUGAGAUCAUCCUUUUUACAGCUUCUAAAAAGGUCUACGCAGACAAACUGCUCAACAUCUUGGAUCCUAAAAAGCAGCUAGUAAGACACAGGUUGUUUCGUGAGCAUUGUGUCUGUGUCCAGGGAAACUACAUCAAGGACCUCAACAUCCUGGGUAGAGACCUGUCAAAAACGAUCAUUAUUGACAAUUCACCGCAAGCCUUUGCAUAUCAGUUGUCCAAUGGGAUCCCCAUAGAGAGCUGGUUCAUGGACAAGAAUGACAAUGAGCUGCUGAAGCUGGUGCCCUUCCUGGAGAAGCUGGUCGAAAUGAAUGAGGAUGUGCGGCCACAUGUUCGGGAGAGUUUCAGGCUUCACGACUUGUUGCCCCCUGAUUGAACUUUUUCCAGUCUCCUGGAAGAGGACGACAAGAAAAGACUGAGAACAACAUGCAUGUAAAAAGCCCCUCUUUGGAUUACAAACCACAACAUUACCAUUACUGUUAAAUUUCAGGCGUUUGUCUGUUUUUUUUAAACCCACAGUUGCUUUAAAAACAAACAAACUUAAAAGUAAACUUUUUUUUAAAUCUGGGUGAAUUUUUUUGUGGAGCCAGAUAUCUCAUCCACACUAAAUUCUGACGUCUUGGUGCUGGUUUAUUGGGUAUGAAAAUACAACCUGGUAAAGAGGAACUUCCCCUCUUACCCCCUCUUCCCCCCCCCGCCUGCGUCGGACGAACCCCCUGGUGCUCACACUGCUGACACUGACAAGUAACCACACUCUGUGGCCAGAGACCAUUUUCAGCAGGAACGACUGUCCUGUGAAUCGAUCUGUGCAUGUGCGUAUAUGUUGACUCCUACCAAUGCAAACACAUGCGCUCAUUCGGUGUUUGAACCUACGAUCUGUAGCCUUUUUUAAAAGCAUAUGCAUUCCUCCAUAGCUGGGUCAUGUUUCUGUUGGUUGCAGUUUUUUCUGUUUCUGGUAAAACUGGUGUUUCAUUGUUUUGGAGAAAGAGCUUUUCAAAAUGUUUUACUCAUGUUUUUAAGAUAUGUUGUUUAAGUUUUCAUUUUUAGUCUCUUUUCUAUCAUUGUAUGCCUUUUUUUUCUGUUGGGAGAAGAUGGGUGCAUAUUAAUGACGGUCCACUGCAUAGUCAAACACAAUUUAAUUGUACCAGGACUUAAAGCUUAGUUUCUUCUCACUCUAAUAAAUGAAGGUUUCAUUUAAAUGUAAUUUCUUGUGUUGGCAUCACUCUGGACACAAGUGAAUGGCCUGAUACUCUCCUUACCUGUAAAUUGACAUAAUGUAAAGGUUUGAGGGCAUUCAUUUUCAAAGUGAUGUGUCAACAUUGAACUGUCUUUAAUAGUAUUUGGCUAUAAUCAGUAUUGUCUUUAACUUCUAAUCAAGUAUUCAGGCUAAAGUCAGAGCUGUUUUUUUUUUCUAAUGUGUAAUUUGACGGCUAUAUUAGUAGCGUUAUGACUAAUGUAGCGCAUUUCUCUGCCAGUGUAUCAUAGAGUCUACCCAUGGUAGACAUCUAUGGCCAGACCCUGUACCAGCCAAAUCUGGCACCAGCAACAUACUGUUGGGAGCGCUCAGCUUCUCUGACCACUCCCUUCCCUGUUUCAUCAUUUUUACUUUGUAUUUCCAAGCUUUUUCUUUUACGGUUUUAAUGCAAUGUGUUUUAUGAAUGGUAACUACAUGAAUGUGUUUUUGCCCAAGCAUCAGCCUGGAGAGUGGACAAAUUGACAUUUUACUCUGUUGUUUCAACUUAAUUUAUUUGAUAGUGAGACAAACAGUAGGCUGACAGGUAGAUGUUUUGUUGACAUCCUUCGAAGCUUAACCCUGGGACAAAAGGCUCCAUGCCCGACUGUCUUGUGUUCACAGCCAAACCCGUGAGCUGAAUUUUUUUGGAACAAUUUGGCAUGCGUUGUUGAACCUCUUCCUGUUCUUGUUCAGUUGGAAGUUGUUUUUAUUUUAUUUUUUUAUAGCCAAUGUGCUUGUUUGCAGUUGUCUGUUGCCUGUACAGUGCCAUAUGCUUCCCCACCUUUAAAGCCUCCCCCCCUUUAUUUUCCUGCGAUUUCACCCCCAAAUUGCUUUGAUGGAAAGAGACAAUCAGACCGUGAUGCUCUUCGGGUGGUGAACCCUGGAGACACACAGCCCCCCCCCCCCCUCAGUGUGUGCUGUAACUGUUGUGUACGGUGAUUCCAAUGAGGACCCACACACACACACACACACACACACACACACACACACACACACACACACUAUUAAUUUGCCAGGUGGAUCCUGUUGUCCCAAACAAUCCCCGCUGCUCACUGAGCACAGGCUCUGCUCGGAUGGUUUCCGUCUGUCCAGCAUCCACCUGCCUUUGCCUUUUUUGUGUCACCUGAGUGAGUAGCCCCCAAAAUUGUUACAGGGCACACUGGUGAUUGUUCACGCUCUCUUUCAUGAGUACAAUGUCCAGACUAUGAAUGUAAAAUUGUACAUUGGGUGAAGUCUUAAGUGACUUUCCAAAUACUUUUUUUCUUUUUUUUUUCUCGAUAUAAAAUGAACAAAAAUAAUUGACAACAUUUCAGUUGUUGAGGCAAGAACAAAGUGAAAGGAAGAAGAACCCUCUCUUCACCCCCUCCCCUCCCUCAAAUGACCACUUGCCAUCCUGACUGCAUCUUCCAGGUGUACUUAUCCCCUCGCUGAUGAUCUAUAAUUUAAGGAUCGGUGGAAGCCAUUUGACACUUUUAAUCCAGCUCAUUUUUAUGUGCAUUACCAGUUAAUUGUACACUUUAGUGUUGUACAAUACAUGCAGCUUCAUGUUUUAAAAAAAUCCUUAAAGUAAGGAAGUCUUUUUGUAUUUUUGAUUUUAAAUGGUAUCUGAGAUCUACUUUUUUUAAAUGUAUUAAUGACGAAUUUAACUUUACAUCCAAUGGAGUGUUUUUUUUUUUCUUCUUACAAAUAUCUAUGUUUAGUUUAGCGCCGUGUCAUCCAACUGUUAAACUUAGCAUGUAGAGAGUACCGCUUGCUCUGUGGGAAAGUCCUGAAUUAAAUUUCAAUCAUGGCACUUCUGCAGAAAACAGCAAUGUGUUUAAUGAUUUAAUUUUUUUCUCCCCUAUAUCCAUAAAGCCAUUUUAGUUGCGAGAAUUGCUAUUUGUGCUUAAGAUGUAUUUAAAAAAUGUGUUAAGACAUCUUUGUUCAGGCUAUAUGAUAUUGUAAAGUGUAUAUACAGUUGCAUUGACUUUCUGAAACAAAGUUUUAAAGUUAAAAACC